Molecule: messenger RNA, 1017 nt
Organism: Rhinocladiella mackenziei CBS 650.93
Lineage: Eukaryota; Fungi; Ascomycota; Eurotiomycetes; Chaetothyriales; Herpotrichiellaceae
Exons: 2
Coding region: 1-1017 (338 amino acids)
Source: RefSeq, a predicted model, not a curated record
AUGAAAGAACUCCAGCAAAAUCCAAGCCAGCACGCUACCCGCCUCGCCCUCAAAGAAGGGUUUCAAAAGAUCGAAGGCUGUUGCAGGCAGGCUUCACAGGAAGGCUUAGACUGGAUAUGGGUCGACACAUGCUGUAUCGACAAGACGAGCAGUAGCGAGACAUCUGAGGCUAUUAACUCUAUGUUCAACUGGUAUCGAGACUCACGGGUGUGCUACGUCUACCUAGCCGAUGUCACAGACGGAGAAUGUUUGGAGGACAAGGACUCUACCUUCCGAAGGAGUCGGUGGUUCACACGAGGCUGGACCUUACAAGAAUUACUAGCUCCGACUGAUUUGCUCUUCUUCAGCAAGUCGUGGACCUUUCUUGAGAAACGGCAAACACUCUGCAAUAUCAUCGAGGAAAUCACUCGUAUUCCAUCUGGAUUUCUAGGCCGCAAACGCUUAUCCGAAGCAAGCAUUGCCCAGAGGAUGUCUUGGGCGGCAAGAAGGACUACAACCAGGAAAGAAGAUGCAGCCUAUUGUCUUCUAGGGAUCUUUGAUGUCAACAUGCCUCUUCUAUACGGGGAAGGCGAAAAGGCAUUCCAAAGACUCCAGGAGGAAAUUAUCGGCCAGACUGACGACCAAUCGAUUUUCGCUUGGGAGUCCCAUCAAACCGAAGAAUCAGACCUGAACACCGCAGAAAUUGGUGCCCUCGCAUUGUCUCCCUCAGACUUUGAUGGGUGCGGCGAUAUCGUUCAGUGCGAGGCCUGGAAACCGCAACAUACAAUGAGCUUUGAGCUCACAAAAAAAGGGCUCCGCAUCGAAAUGCCACUCAUCACCCGCUCAAUUCACCAUUCAGAGGAAUUAUUUUCCGUCAAGCAGCAAAUAUUGGGUCUCCUGAAUUGUCGAAGAAGCGAUGACUUCUUACAUCUCAUCGCGAUUCCGUUGGGACGCCCUUCUGUCCUUUUCUCGGACGACCAAAUCACCUCGGAUGGAGAGCUUCUUCUGUCGAUCCUCACUCCAUACAAUCCAUAUUAG